This is a messenger RNA of Cornus florida, 921 nucleotides long. RefSeq lists its product as uncharacterized. The transcript is spliced from 4 exons. The coding region runs from base 82 to 708 and encodes 208 amino acids. The record is from RefSeq and is a predicted model, not a curated record. Lineage: Eukaryota; Viridiplantae; Streptophyta; Magnoliopsida; Cornales; Cornaceae.
GUGUGUGUGUGUGUGUGUUAUAUAUGUAUAUCAGUUUUCUCCUUUUUAUUUUGAUAGACAUGUGAUAUCUUAUGUGGGUAUAUGUUGUUUUUGAAUGUUGAAGUGUAUCCAAAGGUGAAAGUGAAAGAAGAAGAUGAAGAUGACCCUUUUAAUCUGCAUGAUGGUGCCAACUCCCUGCCGGAAUCGAAAAUCUUCGAGUCACCUCCAUGUACACUUGGUUCUCAUGUCGAAGAAGAUAAUCAAAAUCAAUCCCCGCCAUCAGUUGCCAAAAUUCCGGAAACUUCUGUCCCAAAGUCAAAAAUGACAUUCAAGCCACCAUCUAAAGGGCCAGGGAAAAUUAGCAAACAUACAAAGGUGGUCCAAGAGGAUAUCAAACCGAAAGUCAGAGAUAGUUCAGUUCUACGUCCUCGUGCUGUCUUAUCUAGUCCAGACAAUGAUGAGAUGAUUGGAAACAAGAACAAGUUAAUUAGCAGAAGAGUUUCGGCCUUGAAAAGGACAACUUUGGACCGGUUUUCUCCUGCUGGAGCUCGGGUUAAACCUCGGCCGCUCAAAGUAGGAAGUCCUCUGAACAUGAAAACAGGCUCAAUGGAAGUUUUUGAGGAUAAGAGUGGCCGGACCGACCAGAACCAAAUAAGCACUCUUAAUUUAGCAGUUUCAAGGGAGAAGGGAUGCCUUAAAAAAGAAAAAUCAAGCUCCAAUGAAGUUUAAUCCCGGAUUGCUCUUCUUCACCGUCUUAAUGUAAAUCUGGCAUAUUUAAACAUUUCUCAUUCCCUUUUAUUACUCGGAUAUAUGCUUCUUUUGAUCUUAACUAAAAAAGGGUCAUGGCCUCUGAUGUCAAUGUUGCAUGAGAUCUUGAUUUGUGAUUUAAUACAGAAAAAUGAAGACAAAAUCUAUAUCUUUUUUAUUUAUAGCAUUAAGUGG